Molecule: messenger RNA, 1960 nt
Organism: Clarias gariepinus (North African catfish)
Lineage: Eukaryota; Metazoa; Chordata; Actinopteri; Siluriformes; Clariidae
Product: receptor-type tyrosine-protein phosphatase eta-like
Exons: 10
Coding region: 14-1960 (648 amino acids)
Molecular function (GO): protein binding
Source: RefSeq, a predicted model, not a curated record
CUCAACAGGCAUCAUGAGACACUGUACGUUUAGAAAACAACUCAAAACAACUCUUUUGAGUACGUUUCUAUUUCAGCUUCUGUUUUUCAACUUUGGUUCAUUUGCCUAUGCAGACCAUUAUACAAGUCCCGGUGUUGUCCCCAAUUUCUCUGUCUUUAACAAAACCACAUCAUCUGUGUCACUAACCUGGAUUGCACCACCUGGGAACAGCUUUUUGUUUAUUUUAACCUGGACUGAUGGCAGUGUGAGUAACAGCAGAAACACUUCAAACCUGUUUUACAAUGUCACUGGUCUGACUGCUGGAGUGAACUACACGUUCACUGUCACGGCAGUUACUGAAGAUGGACAAACUACAGGAGCAACAACUCAAAUCUCAGCAUUUACAAAUCCGGGUGUUGUCACCAAUCUCACUGUCUCUAGUAAAACCACAUCAUCUGUGUCUCUAACCUGGAAUCCACCACCUGGGAACAGCUCCUUGUUUAUAGUAAACUGGACUGGUGGCAGUGUGAAUAUCAGCAAUAACUCUUCAAAUCUGACUGCUGGAGUGAACUACACAUUCAGUGUUACUGCAGUUGCUACAGAUGGACAAACUACAGAAGCAACAACUCAAACCUCAACAUUUUCAUAUCCAGAUGUUGUCACCAAUCUCAUUGUUUCAAGCGAAACCACAUCAUCCGUGCCUUUAACCUUGAAUGCACCACCUGGGAACAGCUCCUUGUUUAUAGUAAACUGGACUGAUGGCAGUGUGAAUAUCAGCAAUAACUCUUUAAGCCUGUCUUACAUGGUCACUGGUCUGACUGCUGGAGUGAACUACACAGUCACUGUUCCUACAGUUGCUACUGAUGGACAAACUACAGGAGCAACAACUCAAACCUCAACAUUUUCAUAUCCAGAUGUUGUCACCAAUCUCACUGUUUCAAGCGAAACCACAUCAUCCGUGCCUUUAACCUUGAAUGCACUGGUUGGCACUGGCACUGGUGGCAGUGUGAAUAUUAGCAGUAACAGGCCAAGCACGUCUUGCAAUGUCACUGGUCUGACUGCUGGAGUGAACUACACAUUUACUGUUACCGCAGUUGCUGCAGAUAAUCAAACUACAGGAGCAACAACUCAAAUCUCUACAUUCACAAAUCCAAAUGUUGUCAGCAGUCUUACUGCCUUUAACAAAACCACAUCAUCUGUGUUUCUAACCUGGAAUAAACCACCUGGGAACAGCUUGUUGUUUAUAGUAAACUGGACUGGUGACAGUGUGAAUAUCAGCAGUAACACUUCAAACCUGUCUUACACUGUCACUGGUCUGACUGCUGGAGUGAACUACACAUUCAGUGUUACUGCAGUUGCUGCAGAUCAUCAAACUACAGGAGCAACAACUCAAAUCUCAGCAUUUACAAAGCCAGACGUUGUCACCAAUCUCACUGUCUCUAGCAAAACCACAAUAUCUGUCUCUCUAACCUGGAAUAAACCAACUGGGAACAGCUUGUUGUUUAUAGUAAACUGGACUGGUGGCAGUGUGAAUAUCAGCAGUAACACUUUAAACCUGUCUUACAAUGUCACUGGACUGACUGCUGGAGUGAACUACACAUUCAGUGUUACUGCAGUUGCUGCAGAUGGACAAACUCAAGGAGCACCGACUCAAAUAUCAGCAUUCACAAAUCCAGAUGUUGUUGCUAAUCUAAGUGUCUCUAGCAUAACCACAUCAUCUGUGUCUCUAACCUGGAAUAAACCACCUGGAAACAGCUCUUUGUUUAUAGUAAACUGGACUGGUGACAGUGUGAAUAAUAGCAGUAACACUUCAAACCUGUCUUACAAUGUCACUGGUCUGACUGCUGGAGUGAACUACACAUUCAGUGUUACUGCAGUUGCUGCAGAUGGACAAACUCAAGGAGCUCAGACUCAGAUCUCAGCAUUCACAAGCAACAAGUCAGAAUUGGGCAUCGAUACCUGCAGUGUAAAUGGGGCUUAA